GAUGCCCCAGUGCUGCUGCCGCGUCCAGCUGGUUGGUACCUGGGCGUCCUCGCGCCGGCCAUGCAGGAACCCCUGCUGGGAGCCGAGGGCCUGGACUAUGACACCUUCCCCGAGGCGCCCGCGUCGCCGGAAGAGAGAACGCGGGCCGGGGCCCUACAGAACAAAAAGGUAUUUCUGGCCACCUUUGCGGCCGUGCUGGGCAAUUUCAGCUUUGGGUACGCGCUGGUCUACACGUCACCUGUCAUUCCUGUCCUGAAGAACUCCUCCACACCAGAGCUGCACCUGAAUGAAAUCCAGGCCUCAUGGUUUGGGUCGGUGUUCACGUUGGGUGCUGCAGCCGGGGGCCUCAGUGCCAUGGUCCUCAAUGACCUUCUGGGCCGGAAGCUCAGCAUCAUGUUCUCGGCUAUACCUUCAGCUACUGGCUACGCACUCAUGGCCAGUGCUUACGGCCUCUGGAUGCUGCUCCUGGGGAGGACACUAACAGGCUUUGCUGGGGGACUCACUGCUGCCUGCAUUCCGGUUUAUGUGUCAGAGAUUUCACCCCCUGGUGUUCGUGGGGCCCUGGGGGCUACACCACAGCUCAUGGCCGUGUUCGGAUCCCUGUCCCUCUACGCCCUUGGCCUCCUGCUGCCCUGGCGCUGGCUGGCUGUGGCUGGAGAGGGGCCUGUGCUCAUCAUGGUCCUGCUGCUCAGCUUCAUGCCCAACUCACCUCGCUUCCUGCUCUCACGGGGCAGGGACGAGGAGGCGCUACAGGCAUUGACCUGGCUACGCCCAGCCUACGCUGAUGUCCACUGGGAAUUCGAGCAGAUCCAGGACAGCGUGCGGAGACAGAGCAGCCAAAUGUCAUGGGCUGAGGCCCGGGACCCCCGCAUGUACCGGCCCAUCAUCAUCGCCGUGCUGAUGCGUUUCCUGCAGCAGCUAACGGGUAUCACGCCCAUCCUCGUGUACCUGCAGACCAUCUUCGACAGCACAUCCGUGCUGCUGCCCUCCCAGCAUGACGCGGCCAUCGUGGGGGCUGUGCGGCUCCUGUCUGUGCUGAUUGCCGCAGUAACCAUGGACCUGGCCGGCCGCAAGGUUCUACUCUACGUCUCAGCUUCCACCAUGUUCGUUGCCAACCUGACGCUGGGGCUGUACAUCCACUUUGACGCGAGGCCUCUGACCCACAACAGCACGGUGGGCCUGGAGACCGCGAGCUUGGGGCCCACAGACCCCCCAGCCGCACACUUCAGCUACAUCACCCUGGUGCCCCUGCUGGCCACCAUGCUCUUCAUCAUGGGCUACGCCAUGGGCUGGGGGCCCAUCACCUGGCUCCUCAUGUCUGAGGUCCUGCCUCUGCGUGCCCGUGGUGUGGCCUCAGGACUCUGUGUGCUGGCCAGCUGGCUCACUGCCUUCGUCCUCACCUACUACUUCCUGGGGGUGGUGAAAGUCUUCGGGCUCCAGGUGCCUUUCUUCUUCUUUGCGGCCAUCUGCCUGCUGAGCCUGCUCUUCACUGGCUGUUGUGUGCCUGAAACUAAGGGCCGCUCACUGGAGCAAAUCGAGGCCUUCUUCCACACGGGGAGGAGAGCCCGACAUUAACGAGGCCUGCCUGGGAGGGGCCGAGUCACCAGAAGGGCAGCCCGGGCCUUUGCCACAAAUCCACAACUGUGACCAGGAACAGAAGUGUCCUCGCCAUCAUCCAGCGCGUAGGAGCAGCCGGAGUGUUUGUGCCGCAGGCCAGCAGCCUACGGUGCUGCACACACCACGGCCAGCCAGGACUCGCCUCGCGGGGAGCAGGUGACCUGGGCCCCAGGGACAGUUUUGCCAAGGGACGCCAGGCCUGUUUCCCCACUGAUGUGCAAGGGACACUCCUCAUGGCGGGCUGUGGAGGACAGAGAACAGGGUUGGAGGUGGAAAGUGGCCCUGCACAGGACAGCAUGGUGUCAUCCUGCUCUGAUCACUGGAGUGGGGAGAGCAGGGGCCUAUAUUCCUAAGGGUCUGGAUACCCUGAGGAACUUUUUAGACUUCCAAAGGUCAGGGCAUAGGGCCCAAUGCAGCCACUUCCUCCUACUCCAGCCCAACCUUGGGAACAGUUCCAGUCUGCAAACCGUUCACUAUUCAUAAAAAUAAAGAAGUUGGGCCUGCAGCCCUAGGGAGGAA
Molecule: messenger RNA, 2136 nt
Organism: Jaculus jaculus (lesser Egyptian jerboa)
Lineage: Eukaryota; Metazoa; Chordata; Mammalia; Rodentia; Dipodidae
Gene: Slc2a6
Product: solute carrier family 2 member 6
Exons: 10
Coding region: 61-1575 (504 amino acids)
Biological process (GO): transmembrane transport
Cellular component (GO): membrane
Molecular function (GO): transmembrane transporter activity
Source: RefSeq, a predicted model, not a curated record